AUGCCGGCAGUUCUAAUUGGCAUCUCGUUCCUCACCACAACCAAACCUCAUCAUCGGCGGCGAAUCAUAAAGCAAGCUUUCAACCAACUCCGAGCGGAGACAAAAAACCAAAUUUACGGCCUGCAUCAAGCCGGCUCGCCGUAUCAAGUAGAUGCGAUUCUUGGCCCAAACGCGCACACAGUGAUGCUGGCAGAUGAGGUCCAUGUUGGCUUGUUCACGCAGUUAGCGAGAAUAAACCACGCGUGUCGACCGAAACUCACACUGGAGGUUCUGGCCUACCGCACCAUUCAACCCGGCGAAGAGAUCACAAUAAGUUACGUCCCCCUUGAGAUGCCCGUGGAUGAACGUAAAAAGUAUCUUAAGGACCACUGGGGCUUCGACUGCAGAUGCGAACUGUGCCGCAGCUCUCAAUCAGAGCUUGAAGAUUCUGAGUCCUGGCGCCGGCGCAUGAAAAGCCUCAAGAACACAAUUCUUUCAGCAAAGAAUGAGGGCUUCUUCCACGAUGCCAUCGUCAUGGCUGAAGAGUGGCUGCAGUUUGCCGAAUGGGAAAUGGUCCCUCCUCUUGAGCCGGAGUACCAUGACAUGCUGGCUGAGCUGCACCGCCUCAAUGGCGACAGGGUCAAUGCUACAAAAUAUGCUCGCAUGGCGGUAGACGGCUGGGCAAGGCUGGGAAGCGUCGACGAUGAGCCGCUGGAGAAGGCGAGGGUGUUUUUAGAGCAGCUAAGUAACGGAAAGGGGAUAUAA
Messenger RNA from Thermochaetoides thermophila DSM 1495, 744 nucleotides. RefSeq lists its product as uncharacterized. The record is from RefSeq and is a predicted model, not a curated record. The coding region runs from base 1 to 744 and encodes 247 amino acids. Lineage: Eukaryota; Fungi; Ascomycota; Sordariomycetes; Sordariales; Chaetomiaceae. The transcript has 4 exons.